Messenger RNA from Trichomonas vaginalis G3, 372 nucleotides. RefSeq lists its product as uncharacterized. NCBI's taxonomy places the organism in Eukaryota, Parabasalia, Trichomonadida, Trichomonadidae. The coding region runs from base 1 to 372 and encodes 123 amino acids. The record is from RefSeq and is a predicted model, not a curated record. The transcript has a single exon.
AUGCACGCAGUAGAUUAUAGCAGAGUUUCAAAGCGAAUAGAAGAAAACGAAAAACAAGGCGAAAAUGUUAAAACUGUGGAUCAAAUUCUAGAUCAACAGACACAAACAGCAUUACUAAUAUCAGAAAUAAGAUUUCUUCGAAAUCAAAUCGUAAUUAUGAGGAAACUUUUCAACACUGAUCGAUCUAUCGAGGAUAUACCAAUUGAAUCUGAAAUUUCUGAGAGGAAUUCUUCAAAUUCAAGAAAGAAACCUGAACAGAAAUACAUUGAGAGAAAACACUUAGAAGCCGCGGUCAAGUCAUACCAAGAUACUCGAAAUCGUCAAGUCGAAGUUGUUAUAAAUGACAGCAAAAAAUCUUUUGCUGGAAAUUGA